AUGAAAUUCUUAAAACGAAAGAAAACCCACACAGAACCAUUGCCGAACAUUCGAGAGGGUUCUUCAGUCCAACAACAUGAAAACACUCAAGUCUUUUCAUCCGCUUAUAAAAAUAUGAUUCAAGAAUCGAUGGAUGCAACUGUUGCACCAUUGCUGUCAAGAGACAAUCCGGACGCUUCCGAACCCGUUAUUACGAACGAAACUGGGAAUACUACAGAACAAUCGAUGCAAUCAUACGACAAUACUUUGUCACAGUUUCAAUCACCCAUCAAUCUCACUUCUUCUUCUCAAAUUCAAGAAGAAACUCUUAUCCAACCUGACACAACCACCUUACUUGAUCAAAGGAAAAACAAUGAAAUAUUUUUGUUGAUUAAAGUGUUUUCCUUUAUUGGAUUUGUUUAUUUCGUUCAAGUAUGGAAAGGAUGGGAAUUUCUAUCACGAGUUCUAUCGUCAAUACUGCUUCUACUUUUCGGUUUUGCUGGAGGUUAUCUUUACUUGCUAAUUUCCAAUAUCAUCAAAGGUGUCACCAGUGGGACGUUGCAAGAAGUGAGUAGAGAAGGAGCAGAAAUUGCACAAAGGGCUUACCGAGAAACUAUUGAAAAAAGUGUUUCUCUUGAUCCCUGUUUGAAAGCAGCACAGAAAGCUUACAGUCAAUAUUGCAUGGAAAAUCAUGUAGCACCUUCCCGUUUAACGCCUUCAAAUACGGAUGAAAUGCAUCAAAGAAUAUGCGACGCGUUCACCGUGGCACUAUCUAACGAGAUAUUGCGCGUAAAUAAUCACAGACUGGAGCGAAGUUAAAUUUAGCAAAACGUGUAGGAAGCACUCACAUAUGAGUAAAUUAAAAGAAUAAAAGCCAGAAGAAUCGGCAACACAAAUAACAAAGUCUAAUGAAAGGAAAUGACAAUUUUGUUUUCCUCAUAGGGAGAAACAUUUAAGGCUCCAGCAUUUCUUACGUCACGUUUUAGUGAAAAAAAUCGUGUUUUCUAAUAUUCAAAUUUACAUUUAAAAAAUGAUCAUCAGAUUUUUACUUAUAGAAACUCCCAAGGAAUUUAGUGAAGAACAGCGAAAAACUUUUAUCACAAUCUUUUAAAAAGUUUGUAAAAAGUUUAGAGCAAAGAAAAUUUCAGUUGAAAAAAAAAAUUAUCGCAUAUAGCUUACGUGCUAGUGAAAUAAUAAUUUGAUAAUGUUUCGGUCGGAUGCAAUGACUUUACAAAUAAGCUGAUUUCCCUUUAUCUUGAUAGAAAUAUAGUUUGAAAAAUAAAGAUUUAAAUCAAAA
This is a messenger RNA of Daphnia pulex (common water flea), 1276 nucleotides long. RefSeq lists its product as uncharacterized. Bases 1 to 798 code for a protein of 265 amino acids. The transcript has 3 exons. The record is from RefSeq and is a predicted model, not a curated record. Lineage: Eukaryota; Metazoa; Arthropoda; Branchiopoda; Diplostraca; Daphniidae.